GGCUCUCAUCAAAUGUUGCCAUUGGGAUAAAGGUGGUGCCUGCUAUACGGUACUAUCCUCCUCUUUCUGGGCUUUGUAGUCUGUUUGUGUUGAUUCUACCAGAAACCUCUUUAGCCAACAACACAAGCAGAAGGACUGCUAACUAUACCGGCCUCUGGCUCUGCACAUUGAAGGGAAACCUAUUCUCUAAUUACACGGUUGACUACACCACUGGUGGCAUGAUGAGUUUUGCCUGAGUAUUUGCAGUCUUGUUCAACGGCUGCAGUGGAAUCAUGGCAGGCUCUAGCAUGUCAGAUGGUGUCUUGGUGCUGGGGAGGAGAAGUGGAAACCCCUGGGUUUCUGAACUUAUCUGCUGGUUUCUUGUACAGGUGGUGUUAUUUGCUGGCAAAUUGAACACCGUAGCUGGCAUUGUAACCAUCUUCUUGUUGGUGUAUGCUGCUGUAAAUCUGGCCUGUUUGGCUCUUGAAUGGGCAUCUGCACCAAAUUUCAGACCAUCUUUUCGUUGUUUCACAUGGCACACCUGUACUCUGGGCAUCUUUGGCUGCCUAGUUAUGAUGUUUCUUAUUAGUUCCAUUCAGGCUUUUGCCAGCAUAGCAUUUUUGCUGCUCCUCUGGAUGCUCAUAACUGCCUGCCUGGGGCCCAUCUGCAACUGGGGCUACAUCAGUCAAUCUCUCAUCUUCCAUCAGGUUCGCAAGUACUUGUUGCUUCUGGAUGUGCGGAAGGACCAUGUGAAGUUCUGGAUGUUGUUGAUGGUUGCAAACCCUCACACCUGUACGAGUCGUGUGACUUUCAUCAACGACCUGAAGAAAAGCGGCCUGUACGUCCUGGGACAUGUGAAGCUUGGACUGCUUGAUGGUUUACCAACUGAUCCCCUGCAGAGCUGUUAUAAUUCCUGGCUGUCUUUGGUGGAUCAUUUAAAAAUCAAGGCGUUUGUGAACCUAACUCUGGCUGACUCGGUUCGGCAUGGAGUUCAAAAUCUGCUGUUCAUCUCGGGCUUUGGUGGGAUGAGACCAAACACUCUUGUGCUGGGUUUUUAUGAUGAUUGCACACCUGAAGAUGGCCUCACCAGUCAAAUUAUCCCAUCAAAUUAUCUCUGAUUCAGUGUGUGCAGCUACAGCCUCUGAGCUUCUUCUUCUUCUCAAGGAACUUAGGAUAUCAGCUUAACUUUACUGAAGUUCUAGGCUAAUGCUGACAUAUUUACUGUUUGAUAUGGCUAAUUAAUUUGGUUUGUAAGAUGCUUAAGUUCCUGACAAUUUUGUACAGACAAAAAGUACAAGGUGUAAUUGUUCUCAAACAUGGUUUUAAAAGUUCUAAAAUUUAACAAGUAGCUCUUCUGCCUGGCUGAUGUAUGUUUUCACUCGUCAUUAUAUAUGAAAGUUAGAAUUUUUGUGUUUGGAGAUAACCUAAGGAGGACCAAUACAGGGGAAAUUGUACAGAUGGGGAAAAUUGAAGUAACCUAUUUAUUAUUGCUUUCAUUAUCAAUGUCAUCUUAAAAGUGAAUUUAGUAAAAACUGAUUUAUUUGAUCAACAAAAUAAUGUACUCGGGCUGCGCCAGUCUUGCAAGUCGUGCAUAGAAAAAUAGUUUGUUUUUGUUAGUUUGUUUUUUUAACCUAGCCAUGCAAAAAUAUGACAUGAUGAUUAACUACUGGUGCAAGAGACAGUUGAGACUUUUUGUUUUUUUUUAUUAUAACAUGUUAUUCUCUCAUCAAAAACACUCAUGGAGUAUUACUUUGAUUCUUUCAUGCUCCCACGGCAGCCUUUCAGGGGUGCCUAAAUGCUUGCGUUCACAGCGUUCCUCUUCAGAGCUGCUGUCUCCAGCAUAGCUUCUCCCUCACAAAGCUCCUCCAGACUAGCGGCAGCAGCAAUGGGAAAAUACCUAGUGGAACUGUGCUUCUGCAGAGCUUAUCAGGAGCAUUAUUGAGGAGACAUGCUGAUGGACUGUUGAAAAGAGGAGCUUUUCAAAGAGACAGAUGCCCACUUUCAAGGCAUUUGAAGUCAAAUUUCUUCUAAGUCAUACUUAAUAGAUACAGCAUUUUGAUAACUUUUGAGCUAUGGAAUGAUGCAUAAUACUGCUCCACUUAAAUAUACAAAUUUCUGAAAAUGUCAAAGGAUUCAAGUAAAUUGCAUCAUAGCUUUCCUGCAAUGCCCUCGCCUGUUCUAAAUUAGCAUAGGCCAAUGUGGUUUGAUACUUGACCUACUUUUUUGCCUAAAAUGAACAGUUUAGCUCCAAAUGAUGUGCUUCUAUCUAUUCACAGUGAAUAGAAAGACUUUACGUCAUGUACUGAUUACUUCACUCAAGACAUUUCUUGUGUGUGUGUGAAGGUUCACCUCACUCAACAAACAUCAGCAAAUAGGUGAUUAAGGCAUUUUGCCAACUGAUUAAGCAGAGUCAUUGGCGGCAAAUGCCACGUGUGCUUUGACGAAAUUUCCAUGAGUUCAUUCUGGCUGAGUACUGACACCCACCUACACGUCUCUGACAAACAGCCUGUGAGAGAGAGUGUAUCCCCAGAUGGCGACAGGGUUGGCUCCAUCUAAGACAAAUGGGCAUCAAGAUGCUAUGAACUGCUUCGUGUUUUCUUGGUAUGUCUCUGUGGCUUGAACUUUAUUUGGAAAUAACAAAUUGGCAGCUGUUCCCUCGAAGCCUCCGGUUGCUCAGUUUGGAUGGAUGGAUGUCAGCUCUCUCCACCUACUAAACCAACAAGUAGAGAGGGGGAAGAACUGACUCACUUCCGGAUGCUGAUGAGAUUCACUGAUAAUGGAAAAGCACUUUAAUCCUUGUACAUUUUAUUGUGACCUUUUACUAAACUGGUGCCGUGUUUUUUCUAUACAUGUAUUUUAUUUGAGUAGUUCCCGUUUUCAAAGGUGGAACAUCACCUCACCACUUAAACUCCAAGAAUUUGAAAUCACCAUUUAACCUAAUGUUUUAUUUGUCAGAGUAACCUGUGAAGAUGUGUGUGCAAACAAGAAGCAUGUUUUUAAAGCACUCCCACUUUAGCUUUAUGUGCA
Messenger RNA from Xiphophorus maculatus (southern platyfish), 3006 nucleotides. RefSeq names its product solute carrier family 12 member 9-like. Lineage: Eukaryota; Metazoa; Chordata; Actinopteri; Cyprinodontiformes; Poeciliidae. Gene Ontology annotation, biological process: chloride transmembrane transport; chloride ion homeostasis; cell volume homeostasis. The record is from RefSeq and is a predicted model, not a curated record. Gene Ontology annotation, cellular component: membrane. Gene Ontology annotation, molecular function: potassium:chloride symporter activity.